Emiliania huxleyi CCMP1516 is the source of this 189-nucleotide messenger RNA. RefSeq lists its product as hypothetical. NCBI's taxonomy places the organism in Eukaryota, Haptophyta, Isochrysidales, Noelaerhabdaceae. The transcript has 2 exons. The coding region runs from base 1 to 189 and encodes 62 amino acids. The record is from RefSeq and is a predicted model, not a curated record.
AUGGCCGCACCCGCUGCCGGCCGAUGCAAGCUGCCGCCUCCACCGCACCAGCGAUACUGGCCGCGGCUCGCCGCCACGCGCCGGCUCGGAAGAGGGGCUAUCGGCGGCGCAGCAGAGCGGCAUGCGUCGUCAUUCGAGCAGCACCAGGUCGAUAUCCGGCUCAAACAUACGACCCCGCUGAGCGCAUAA